This is a messenger RNA of Meloidogyne enterolobii, 1800 nucleotides long. The record is from the annotation of a GenBank genome assembly. Lineage: Eukaryota; Metazoa; Nematoda; Chromadorea; Rhabditida; Meloidogynidae.
AUGACUUCUGAUUGGGUUGCCAACAGAUUACUUUUGGUCGGCAAUCGAGCAUUAAUGCAAAUACAGUUAGAUCAAUUACAACAAGAUUCAGCUACCACGAUUAGUCCUAAACGACUUUUUCAGCUUUCUAUGGGGGCGCAGGAUGCAAAACAAUUAAUUUUUGAUCCCUUUACAAACACAGCUAUUUUACUGACAAAAAAUGGCUCUCUACUCGCUUUGAAUUUGAAUAAUGGAACUGAAACUAAUUUGGAGCUGACAACCGGGUGUUUGAAACAGAAGACAAUAACUUCUAUUGUUGGAGAGUUUAUUUGGAAUAGAGCUGCUUCUCCUCAAUUAUAUGCUCUAACUUGGAAUGGAUUAAUGGAGCUAAAACUUGGAUCAGAUAAUUGUCCAGAAGUUAAUGUUAAUUGGGAAAUGUUUGGGGAACGUGGUUUAAAGGCAAUAUCCUUAUUUGCUGUAGCAGACAAAGUUUUUGUGUUUGCAACACCUACAGAUUUGCUUGUUUAUGACCGCCUAUCUGCUUCAGUUUCACAAUUCCCCAUUCCAAAUCCUCCACUUAAACAGUUAUUGACAGUCUCCCAAUCAUCGCAACCCUUUCCCGACAGAAAUUGUUUCCAACUACCUUCCGUUUCUUCUGUUGAUUUUGUUGUAAAAAAUGAUGGAAGGACUGGAGCAGUUGUAGAACUGCCAGAACCCAAAAGAGAUGAAAAAGACGAGAAUUUUAAGCUACCGAUUGAAUGCCAAAAUAUUUCACAACCUCAAACUCAAUACGAAUUACAUUUCCGGAAGAGGGGUACUGAAAAAGAGAAGAUUAUUCGAACAACUAACAACAAAACUUUUAUUGAACAAGGCGUUCUGGACAAAAAUACGGAUUAUGAUGUUUCUUUGGGUUGGUCAAACCGGUUUUGGCCAGUUCAAGGCCAGUCUGAACCGAAAUUGUUACUACACACUGGGUUUGGUUUUCCUUCAGCUCCGAGAGAACCAACGGCCUUUUCUCUCAGUCCGGAUACUGUACUUUUGAGUUGGCUACCUCCCGAAUUAUUGAAUGCGCCAGCUUCUGAGAUUCGUUAUAGGAUAAGUCAACAGAGUUCUUCCCUCGUUUCUCCCGUUCCAGUAGCCGUUCGCCCUCAAGAAGGUGGGCGUGGUCACUUUUCCACUCCUACGGCAGAUGUUGUCUCCUGCGAUGAAAGUGAUAUAUGUCAGGCAAAAGUGCCGAACUUGCGUCCUUCUACAGACUAUCAUUUUUGGAUAUUAGCACUUCAUGUCAGUCGCAUUUCUUUAAAUGCUUUGGAAGAUCCAGAGGCUACCUCUGUUGAAACACAGGCACAUACUCGGGAGAUUCCAGGGACUUUACGAUUGGAAAAUGCAACGAGUACUUCGUUAAAUCUUCGAUGGAAUACACUGCCUGGAGCAGAAAAUGGAUUUCCUUAUGUUCAACGUAUUCAAGUUUCUAUUCAAUAUAGACAGAGCGCAGUAGAUGCAUCAUGGACUCUUCUUCAUAAUUCCACCUUUACACUUGAACAAAAUACAACCCUAAUAUCUACAGGGUCACAACAUUCAUUUUGCAUAGAAGACCUUAGACCAGCCACAACAUAUGAUUAUCGUUAUUUGGCCGAAUAUCACAAUAAUAUUGUCCCAAAUGAAGAAGCUUCAAACAAAAAAGAAAAGGUAUUGAUAACGGAAUCUUUUUUCCAACAAGUUCAGCAAGCUAGGACUAAAGGUGAAAAGCAUCAUUUAUCAAAUAAACGCUUAUUAUCCAGCCGGGACUCCUUCCGCGCCUACAAACGUUCAACUAAUUAA